AUGGAUGAUGUAAAACUUCAACAAUCUUUAACAUUUCAUGUAUCCCUACCAUCAAUGAAUUCAUCGGAUAUGGGAAUAACAGCGAAUAAUAACAAUAAUAAUAAUAAUAAUAAUAAUACUAUUAAUACUACUAUUGCUAAUAGCAAUGUGGAUCCAAUUUAUAUGAAUCAUAAUAAUAAUAAUAAUAAUAAAGAAAAGAACUUAUCCACUACUUCUACAAGAAUACAAUCACCAUGUUAUGGAAAUAUUAAUUCAUCAACGAAUAUUCCUAUUACUACUAGUCCAUUAACAUUAGAUCAUUGGUCUGCUACAUUAUUAGCAGCACAAGCAUUAGUUAGAACAAAAAAAGUAUUUAUUGGUGGUGUUUCUACUGGAACUACAGCUGAUGAAUUAAAAACAUUUUUUAGUGAAUUUGGUAAAGUGGAAACAUGUGAAUUAAUGAUGGACAAAGCAACAAGUCGUCAUCGAGGUUUUGGAUUUGUUACAUUUGAAAGUGAACAAGCAGCUGAAAAAGUUUGCUCAAUUCAUUAUCAUGAAUUAAAUGGGAAAAUGGUGGAAGCAAAACGAGCUCUACCAAAAGAAGUACUGAGUUCAAGUAAUGCUUUAGUGAAACAACGAAGUUUAUUACCUAAUGCAUUUGCUUUACCAAAUGAAGUUGAUUCGGCAGCUACAGCUGCGGCUACUAUAGCUGCAGCUGCUCUUGCAUCAAGACAACAACAACAUCAACAGCAACAACACUAUCAGAAUAUAAAUCAAAAUUUACAGAACUCAGGAUCUGCAUUUGUAUCACUUGCUUAUGCAUCAUUGAUGCCAUUCAAUCAGUUUCAAUCAUUUCCAUUAACAUCUAACAAUUAUGUUGGACAACCUUUAACUACAUCAAAUCUAACAAUGGAAUCCUCAGGUAUACAUCAUCAAAAUCUUCAUCAUUCAAAUCCUAUUGAAUUCCCAUCUGCAGCUGUACUACCAAAUGGUCAUUCUACAACAAUGACUAGAUUUCCACAACUUGGUAUUCAGUCUGAUGUAAAUCUUCAACAUUCAUGUCCUUUAAAUUUUACUUAUAAUUCACCUACAGCCUAUAUAAAUUCUACAGGGACAUUAACAUCAGUUGGUAAUUAUUUAAAUACAACCAUUCCAAAUCUUAUAAAUCUUGCACCAUCUGGAACAAUUCAAGCAUUAUUACCUAAUUUAACUUAUAAUAUUUUAACAACUUUAAAUGAUCAACGUAAUCAACCACUUCAAACACAUCAAUCACAGCAAACAAUUGGACAACAAUCAUUACAACAACAACAACCACAACACCACCACCAACAGCAACAACAAAAUCAGUCGUUACCUUCUAUUCAAUUAGAUGUUGAAGCAUUAAAACAACAGAUUCAACUACAGAAUUGGUCAAAUAAUACACCAUAUUCACUGAUAGCAUUAAACCAAAAGACUUUAGGACAAAUUCAUUCACCUCCUAAUUUAUUAAAUUUUAAUCCCAAUCAAAAAAUCCCUAAUAUACAACCAAAUGAUGUAACAACAACACCAAUUCAUUUAACAGAUACAUCACCAACAAUGUGGUUACUUCCAGCGAAAAUUCCACGUUCCUUCAAUUGUAUUAUACAUCAUUCAACAAAUACUUCAUUAGUCAGGUAG
Schistosoma intercalatum is the source of this 1635-nucleotide messenger RNA. The record is from the annotation of a GenBank genome assembly. NCBI's taxonomy places the organism in Eukaryota, Metazoa, Platyhelminthes, Trematoda, Strigeidida, Schistosomatidae.